AUGCUUUCAGUGGCAAGAUUAGAUUUUGACAAACUGGAUGCCUUUUGCCAGGACAAUAGGAUUCCUGUAGAUGACAUUCCAGUGAAAACUCUGAAAAAAGCCGAGCAGCCGAGAUAUCCAAAACGCAGCAUUCCCAAGAUUUCUUACAAGGAGGAAGACGUACCGAGUGACGAUGAAUUUUUAUUUUGCGACUUAUGUGGAGAUGAGUACGAAGGACCCUGUCCAAUACACGGCCCAAUGUUACUGGUGUGUGAUCAAAAGAUUCGCAAAGGUGGUCGAACUGAUCACUUCAUCGAAGGAGCAGAUGAGAAGUCCUCGAAUUGGCUCCGGUUCGUGAACUGCGCCAACGUGGAGGAAAAGCAGAACCUGGUGGCCUUCCAAUUCCGUAAAGAUGUCUACUACAGGACGUAUAAGCCCGUCCUAGAGUUCACGGAAUUGUUCGUCUGGUACGGAGAUGCCUACGGACGAGAACUCGGAGCGCAAAUCAAGAGAAAGAUUUCGUUGUCGCUGGAAGUCAAACCAAAGGAAGUGACCGGGGUGGAGUGCGACCUCUGCCACGCCCUCUUCUCCUCUCCCGAAGUGAUGGAGAAGCACCGGAAGAGACAUCCGCACAUGGGGCCGGACAGGAGACACCGCUGCCCCCACUGCGAAUACUCCACGGACGAUGCUGGUAACAUGAGACGUCACCUGGCCGCCCACGACGGGGUGAAGAGUCACAAGUGCCCCGAGUGCGGAAGGGCCUUCACUCAUAAGCACAAUCUCGCCCGACACGUCCGCACACACACCGGUGAGAGGCCGUUCCAGUGCGAUGAGUGCGGAAAGGAGUUCACGCGUAAAAGCAGCCUCCUCACACACGAGAGGAUCCACAGCGGGGAGCAGCCCUUCCUCUGCUCGGAGUGCGGGAAGGGAUUCACCAACCAGAGUAGUCUAGUUUUUCACCUCCGGACCCACACGGGACAGAGACCCUACAGAUGCACCCAGUGCCCCUACAGGAGUGCACAGUCAUCUCGUCUGAAGAAGCACGUCAUCGCCCAACACUCGAAGGACUAUCCUCACGUGUGCGAAGAAUGCGGGAAAGGAUUCGUGAAGCCUUCACGUAUGAUCAAACACAAGACAAAGGCACAUAAAAAUAAUUAG
This is a messenger RNA of Uloborus diversus, 1137 nucleotides long. Its product is annotated as histone-lysine N-methyltransferase PRDM9-like. The record is from RefSeq and is a predicted model, not a curated record. Bases 1 to 1137 code for a protein of 378 amino acids. Gene Ontology annotation, molecular function: protein binding. Gene Ontology annotation, cellular component: nucleus. The transcript is spliced from 5 exons. Lineage: Eukaryota; Metazoa; Arthropoda; Arachnida; Araneae; Uloboridae.